Molecule: messenger RNA, 576 nt
Organism: Asparagus officinalis (garden asparagus)
Lineage: Eukaryota; Viridiplantae; Streptophyta; Magnoliopsida; Asparagales; Asparagaceae
Product: probable 2-oxoglutarate-dependent dioxygenase ANS
Exons: 3
Coding region: 1-576 (191 amino acids)
Source: RefSeq, a predicted model, not a curated record
AUGUGUGCACUGGUUCUCUACCUGUCUGAGAGGGAAGUGACUAAAACUUAUCUCGAAGAGGUGUGGAAGUUGGCCAUGAAACUAGCAGGGGCAAUCUCGGAGGGUUUAGGAUUGGACUCAAAUUACAUGGAAAGGGUAUUUGGGGAAGGAUCGCAAAUUGUUGCCUGUAACUAUUACCCAAAAUGCCCCCAGCCGGAUCUCACGUUGGGAGUUUCUGCUCAUACUGACCGUGGUGGGAUCACAAUACUGAUGGAGAAUGACGUGGAGGGGCUGCAGGUACGGUACAGGGGGAAGUGGGUCCCAGUCCCUCAUGUUGCUGGGUCUUAUUUGGUCAAUAUCGGGGACUGCGUUGAGAUCAUGAGCAAUGGAAAAUUUAAGAGCGUGGAGCAUAGAGCAGUGGUUAACAAAAGAAGAGAGAGAAUAGCCGUAGCCAUCGGUAAUGGGCCAGGUUAUGAUGUUAUUGUCAAGCCCAUUUCUGAGCUUAUUAGCAAGGCUUCUAAAGGCCCUAGUCACGAGCCCAUAUUGUUCAAGGACAUAAGGUUUAAAGAGUACACUACGGCGGAAAUGAAAGAAUAG